Messenger RNA from Lynx canadensis (Canada lynx), 1959 nucleotides. Its product is annotated as sulfotransferase 1A1. NCBI's taxonomy places the organism in Eukaryota, Metazoa, Chordata, Mammalia, Carnivora, Felidae. The record is from RefSeq and is a predicted model, not a curated record. Gene Ontology annotation, molecular function: sulfotransferase activity. The transcript has 8 exons. Gene Ontology annotation, cellular component: cytoplasm. The coding region runs from base 927 to 1871 and encodes 314 amino acids. Gene Ontology annotation, biological process: sulfation.
AAAACCCCCAAAAGACAAAAAUGAAAGCUUACUGGGCCCUGUUGUCUAGAUUCACUCUUAUUUUCUGCAUGCUAAACCCGUAUCUUGGAUUUUCGGAUCCCAGUGCUGGCUCCAGAGACCUCCCACUUUGGACUUAGAAACGCUUCAGCUCAGAAAGCAGUUCUGUACUCCCCACAACUGCACAAAGGAGCCACAAGGCCAAGAUCCAGAGAGGUGCGGUGAGUGCUGGGGUGGGCUGGGCUGGGCUGGGCCAGACCUCCCUCACUUGGUGUUGCUAGCUCCUCUCUCUCCAGAUCCUCUCUCUCUGCUGCCGCCUCUGAUGGCAUGGCAUCCUUGUGCCUUCCCUCGGGAAAGCAGUCUGCCAACUGCAACCCGGUCCGAAACCCCCUUCCGUGACUCCUCUCUUUUGCUCAUCUACAUCUCAGACUUUAGCCCCUAAAAGCAGCUCAGUUGCUCAGCUGGCUGUGUUUAUCUCGGAGCCAAGAUGGAGUGUGGUUGGACAAGUGGGGUCACAGGCUGGCCUUUGGGAUGUUUCCACAUGUGAGGGGCCCAAGGAGCUCCAGGGGACGACAGGGCGAGGAGGCCAGUGCAGUAGGCCAGGGGCUGAAGCAGGAAGUAGUAUGAAAAAGAAAACAGGUGGGGACUUAGGACAGGCAGCCUCUAGAGUAGUUUUCUCAAGUGCACACUGGAAUCUGGAGAGUUUCCCAAAAACUGGGAUUGGGCCCCCAGAGUGAUUUAACUGGUUUGGGGUGUGGCCCCAAGCUCUGGGAUUUUUCAGGCCCUUCAGGUGAAGGUGCAGCCGGCGUUGUGACCCUCUGCAGGUUACGUGUGACUUUGGACCCCAGCCCCCGCCGCUCACUAGCCUUGUGAGUGGGGGCAAGUCACCCAGCCUUCAGUCCCUUUUCUUAAAGCAAAGGUUUCAGUAGAUGGCAUGUUGUGUGACGUUAAGGGAAGUAGGCUGCACUCUGGCCCGACGCAGCGGCAUGGAGCUGGUCCGGGACACCUCACGCCCGCCACUGCAGUACGUGAAGGGGAUCCCUCUCAUCAAGUACUUUGCCGAGGCACUGGGGCCACUGCAGAACUUCCAGGCCCAGCCCGAUGACCUGCUUAUCAGCACCUACCCCAAAUCGGGCACCACCUGGGUGAGCGAGAUCCUGGACAUGAUCUACCAACGUGGCGAUCUGGAGAAGUGUCGCAGGGCCCCCGUCUUUAUCCGGGUACCCUUCCUUGAGUUCAAGGCUCCAGGGAUUCCCACAGGUAUGGAGGUUCUGAAAGACACACCGGCCCCACGAAUCAUCAAGACGCACUUGCCCCUGGCCCUGCUCCCUCAGACCCUGCUGGAUCAGAAGGUCAAGGUGGUCUAUGUUGCCCGCAACGCAAAGGAUGUGGCUGUCUCCUAUUACCACUUCUACCGCAUGGCCAAGGUGCACCCUGACCCUGACACCUGGGACAGCUUCCUGGAGAAGUUCAUGGCCGGAGAAGUGUCCUACGGGUCCUGGUAUCAGCACGUGCGGGAGUGGUGGGAGCUGAGUCAUACCCACCCUGUUCUCUACCUCUUCUAUGAGGACAUGAAAGAGAACCCUAAAAGGGAAAUUCAGAAGAUCCUGGAGUUUGUGGGGCGCACCCUGCCAGAGGAGACCGUGGAUCUCAUCACCCAGCAAACGUCUUUCAAGGAGAUGAAGAAGAACCCCAUGGCUAACUACACCACCAUACCCCCUGACAUCAUGGAUCACAGCGUUUCGGCCUUCAUGAGGAAAGGCGUCGCGGGGGACUGGAAGACCACCUUCACCGUGGCCCAGAACGAGCGCUUUGACGCCCACUAUGCGGAGAAGAUGGCGGGCUGCAGCCUCCGCUUCCGCACGCACCUGUGAGUGGUGCUCCCCGAGGCACGCCCGCGGCCCCGCUGCUGUGACGCGGCCUGACCCCGGGGUCGAGAAUAAAAUCCUGUUUGUGUUAACA